AUGACCAAUCUUCAUAACACAACAGCAUUGACGGAAUUUACUCCUCUAAGUCCUGAUCGUGAACAAUCGGCUGUUGGUUCAUUCAUUUCCAAAGUAUUUAACUUUAAAACAAGACCAAUAAAUGUUGACGAUGAUAGUACCAAAGUCAAGACUCAACUGCUUGUAAAUGAUGUAAAUAUAUUUUUAUUAAAAUAAAAUCUUAAUUUUAAUUUCUAAAUUGCAUACUUAUUAAAAACUUUAAAUUUAAAAUAUAACAAUUAAUGUCACUUAUCUUCUUAAUUGUAUGUAUUGUAUAAAAGUAAUUAUUGAUGAAUAGUAUUUUGCAUAAUCUAACAUAUAUUAUGAUUUAUAUAAUUUGGAGGACCAAACAAAAAAAGGUACUUUGGAUUCUUCGCAAACUCUCGAGACCAUUGACUCAAGAAAUUUACCAAAUAUUUUAAAAAGAAUCUCUAGUUUAAUACCAAUUCGAUCAGUAGUAAGUUUAAUUCAUUGAAACAACUAUAUUUACUUAUCUUAUAAUAAUUGACAUUUUUAUUUGAAAGGAUUAUUCAACUUGCAAAAAUAAUGAUUUAAAACAGUAUUGGAUGCCUGAUUCUGUGAGCAAAGAAUGUUAUGAGUGUUGCGAAAAAUUUACAACUUUUCGAAGGCGUCACCAUUGUAGACUAUGUGGACAAAUUUUUUGUUCAAAAUGUUGUAAUCAAGAAAUACCAGGGAAAAUAAUGGGUUGUUCUGGUGAGAUAAUUUUGUAUUUAAUUUAAAUUUUUAUUUUUAAGUACUUUAAAUAUUAUUGUAAUUUUUAAAUCAACUGCAUUACAUAUACCUAUAUAUUUUUUAUAUUUAAUGUAAUAUUAUGUAUAAUUGUAUCUCUAUAAGUAUUAUUCUUCGCGCUGUUUUAUGUUAAAAUUGAAAUGCUUUCUUGACAUUAAAAUAAAAUAAUAAUAAUAUAUAUAUUUAUAUAAUCAGAAGUCGUUAAGUUGUAGUGGUAAAAAUAUUACUUUUAAAAAUGCCUAAGUAGUGUCAGACUUCAAAGGCCCCUAAAUUAAUUACCUUUUGUUUUUAGUACAAUUAAAUAAAAUUGUUUAUCACUAUGACACUAUUUACAGGUGGCAAACCGAUAAGAAAUUUAUUAAUAUAAUUAAAUAGCCCACGGGUAAAGUGUAUAUGAGUUUUUGUAUAAUUUAUACAUUGUUUUAAUUUCAUAUUACAAAAUUAGAUCAAUGAAUAUUUAAGGAGGUUAAAAAUGUAUGAAUUAUGAAUGCAAAUCUUGUUAGCAUAGAAAAAUAAAAUAUAAAUUGAACUAAAUUGUCAUUUGAAUAAAUUAAUUGGUACUUUCCAUGACUUCUCCAUUUCUAUGAUUAUUUGUUCAUUGUGAAUUCCUAAUUUAACAAAAAAUUAAAAUUAAAUUAAUUUUAUAAUGUAAGACAACAAAAAAAUAGCUUUGGUUUUUCUAUAAAAAAUAACUAGAUUAUAAUAUAAUUUAAAUUAUUUGAAAAUGUAUAUUCCUGAUGGUCAUUUAGCAAGGAAACUUUUAUUUAAAUUUGACUUUUGUCAUUUAAUCAAGUUCUAAAUAUUUAUAAAAAUACUAAAUUUUGAAUUAUAAAUAUGCAAACCAGCAUUAAAAAUUCUGUUACUAAAAUUAAAAUAUAAUUGCUACUAAGUGCUAUUCAACUUUACAAUUUAUGUUUUAAUAGGAGGCCUUCGGGUUUGCACAUACUGUUGCAAAGUUGUAUUGUCCUACUUACAGUCAACUGCAAAAAAUACGGUAUUAUCUCCAGAUUUAUUACAUCUUAAAAAUGAACUAUUAAGUAAUGUAUCUACCAAACAUUUGGAAACUAAAGUUGAAAUAAUAAACUCUCCUAGUAGAAAGAUUUCUAUCGGUUACCAAGAAGAGAAUUUUGCAUUACCUGGGUAAAAUUAUAAUUAUAUAACUAUUACCUAAACUGAUUAUUUUUGAUUUUUUAACUAAACUUUAAAAUAUAAAAAUAAUUAUUAAUUCUUAUUUUUACUAGGUCAAGUACAUUAAGUAGACUAUCGCCAAAUGCAAUUGAUUCAAAUGUGUCUGAAAAUCUCAAUAACUUAUUCAAAGAAAUUACUCAAGUUAAUGGUGGAAUAAGUUUGAAAACACACCGGUAUCAUUUAAGAAGUUACCAUUCAUGUUUUCUUGGAUUGAAUUUAAUUGAUUGGCUUAUAAAUCAUGGAAAAGUAUCUAGCAGGUAAUAUGCAUCAAUUUGUAUAUUUUGAGAAAAAAUGUCCUAAUUAUUUUUAACUUGAUAUCACUUGUGCAGAGUUAAUAUUUAUCUCAGACAAACUUGAAUGCAUUUAUAAAACCAGUGGUGGACUGGAACAUUUAGGGCUCCAGGAUGCGCUUUAUGUUAGGAAACUAUAAGUAGAAGAACUCCUUAAAAGUAUUAUGCUCCAAAUUUUUAUUUUAUUCUUUUCAUUUUUAUAUUUAUAAAUACAUUAUUCUCAUGUUAUAAAAAAAAUUGACUGAGAUUAUGGAUCUGGAAAGUAACAUCGAAGGAUUUUUCUGAGAGAACAAAAAAGUAAAAUUAUCUAUAAAUGUUGAAGAAAAGCUGAAACACUUAGUUUACCUGUUUUUUUCUAAAUUGCCUAAAAGCAUUUUUUUUAUUUUAAACGAUAAUAUAAUAUUAAUAAAUAUAAAUCAAUAGAAUUAAUUAUUCAUACAAUGCAAUAUAUAUAUACACAAAACUUGUGUGGGGUUUUACUUCCAGUGAAGCAGCCCCAUUCUUAAUAUAAAUCAAAUGGCUUCAGUCGUUUGAUGUCCUGCGAGUUGCUGAGGAGUUAUAUAGUAACCGUAUUUGUGUGAAGCUCCAGAUUUUUGCAUGACAUCGUAUUAUUUCGAUAUUGGAUUUACUGGCACAACCCCACAAUUAAAUACCAUAAAUCCAAAUCGGUUUAACAAUCGAUACAUACAAGAGACGUUUGCUGGUUAAGUCUAGCUCGGAGUGUCGUCAAACUAGUCAGUACAGUUUGUGCAUUUUUUGUUUGAUUUACAACUUUUUCUGGCGUACAUGAUGUUUCCAGUUAAGUCGUGAGUCAAGGUGCAUUCCCNUGUGAAGUAUUACAUAAGAUGUAGUUAACGUGCACUGACUUAUCUUCAUUAAUUUUUAUUUCCCAUCGUUUCGUCCAGUUGUAAACGGUGUUGAUUGUCGUUUGUAGAAUCUCAGUUGCAGCUUGUUUGUCCUUCCUUGUUGAUAGUAUUGCCGUGUCGUCGGCGAACAAUCAUUGUAUUGUCGAGCUAUCAUUGUAUUAUAGAGUAGGUACAAAAUAGAUCUGAGAACGCUACCUUGAGGUACUCCAGCUGAUAUAUUCUUCCAAUUAGUUAUCACUUCUUCGUAUCUGACGCGAAAAUGUCUUUCAGCCAGAUAUGAUUUAGGGAGUGCGCACCGUGUGUGCGGAAGCUGCUCACGUAGUUUUAACUAUAGGCCUUUGUGCCAAUCUUUGUCAAAAGCUUAGACUACAUCCAGGAAUACUCCACAGCAAUAAUUUUUCUCUUCCAACGCCUUACUGAUCACAUUCAUUAUGUGAUGAACUUGGUUGAUAGAGGAGUGUUUUGUACGAAAUCCAAAUUGGUGAUCUGGUAUAAGUUGCUUUGCUUUAAUAACUGGGUUAAGACAUUUGAGAAGAAGUUUUUCAAAUAGUUUUUACAAGCAUGGUAGAAGCGAUAUUAGUCUAUAGGAGGAGGUUUGUUAAGUUUACCUGUGUACAAAUAAAAUAGCUUUUAAAUACCAUAAUACAAAUCAAAUAACUUUAUAAAACAAAUAUGAAUAUUAUAAAAUCAAUGAAAUCUGUAAUGAUAAAUCAUUGCUAACAAAAAUAUGAUUCUGAGCAGAGUUCAGUUGAUAGUGUUGCUUUGUUAAAAAUAUAUAAUAUUAUAAUCAUAUUAUAUUAUAAUAUUAUAAUAAAAUAAUUACAUAUGCCUUAUAUAUUUUCUUUAAUAAUAUUUGUUUAAUAUUGUACCAAUUUUCUUGGUGUUCCUUAGUUUUUUUCCAGUUUUUCCAAUAUAUAGAGAUAACUCCUGGUAAAAACAAAUGAUCUCUGUAAAGUACCACACACAUCAGAUUUCCUUUCAGGAAAAGUGCUAUCAUAGGUAAAUAUGAACAAAAUUGCUGAUAGGAAAGUUGUCCACAGAAAAUAAAUUAAUAAAUAAACAUCAUUGUAAAACCAAUACAUUCUUCACUUCAUUCAGAUUCUAAAAUAAUACUAAAUUGUUAAUAGAUACAAAUAAAUGUAUGACUUUAAUACUUAAAAUAAUAAUAUUAAAAAAAAGUAAAAAUAAAUAGGAUAAUCAUAAUAUUAUCAUUUUGUCAUUUGUUUCCAAUCGAAUUGAUAUUUGAAUUGAGUUGGGACAUCAAGAUCACAGUUAAUGAUAUAACAAAGGCUUAAAGAUAUGGUUUAAUAAGGUUUUAAUAUAGUUCUGAAACUUUAAAACUGCAAUACUGAACAUUUUAGGAAUAUUUAUUAUUUUCGGUCUUCUCCAUAGCCCUUCAAAUAUUUAUACUUCUGUGUUAUUAAUUAAAUAAAAAAAUGUAGUCUUGCUUUUCAAAUUAAGUCAUUAGUUACAUCUUUAAAAAAAACAUAGUCAUUAAUAAAAUUUAAGUAAAGAUUAAUGAAAUAAAAUAAUUUGCUUAAAAACAUUAUUUAAAUUUUUUGUAUAAAAUACCAAUCAAUAUAAUAACUUUGUUGAAAGUAAAUUAGAAUUCUCAACAAAUUCAUUUAAUACUUUCAGAGCUGGGAAUUUUAUUAUUUUCAAUACAAAUAAGUACCUAGUUAAGUUUCCAAAAGUUCUUGCCCUAAUGAAAUUGUUAAAGUAGGCAUGUUAUAAUAUAGUAUAUAAAUACAAAAUAUUAGUGUGAAUCACGAUAGUAAUAGACCAGGUUAAGUACACCUAGGGAGCAUUUUGAUUCCUUAAGGAUCAGUAAGUUUUAAGGAGGUGUUGGAGGCAUGAGCUUUUAAAUGUAGAAUGGUGAUGGAAAAAUAAAAAAGCACAAGCAACAUUCAGAAUAGUUACCUAUACUUGGAUCUAGGAUUGGCCAAGAUUCAUAUUAUACUUGGUAUAAAGAUAGAUAAAUGAAAAAAUAAAACCCAGUAAAAAGCAUUAGCAGUCAGUUAUAUCGGUAAAGAGGCCUUGAAACAAAAAUGGUUAAGAACCUAUUGGGUAUCGAUAAAGAUUAUGAGCAAGGCAGUAUCUAAAUAGAGGCAACAGAGGGCAGUUUCAUUUUUAUUUUUUUUAAAUUUAAAAAAAACGUAGAAUAAAAGAGGUUGGGAACCACUACUGUAAAUAGUUAGUAGAUAGUUUUGAUAAAUUUACUCAUUACUUCAUUUGUUUUACAAACAUUUUAUUUUAGGUUUUCAUUAAUUUACUAGAUUUAAUAUUAAUAUUUUAAUUAUAAUGAUAUUUUAUUAUACCAUGUUUAUAUAUUAUACUAUUAUAUAUUUAUAUAUUUAUUUUUAAUUGAUAUAUAUGUAUUUAAUUUAAUCAAUAAAAUAAAUUUAUAACAGUUUUUAAUUGUGACUUUAGAAUAAUGAAUAAUUUAUAUUAUGUAACCCUAAAAUUUAUUUAUGGAUACAUAAAAAAAAAACUCUGGUAUACAUUUUUACUCUGUGACAUCAAAAAUCACAAAAGUAAUCACAACUUAAUUUUUACUUAAAAUUUAUUACAAUUUAACAAACCUAUUAUGAUUUUUUUUUUAAAAUAGCUAAUAAUAGAAAUAGGCUAACAUAUAUUUUAAAAAUAGAGUAGUGUGGAAAGAUAUUUUGAUUUAACCAAAUUUUAAAAUGACUUAUUUCAAAAAUUUUUUAGAAUGCAUGGUAUANAGUUAUUUGUAUAAAUUUAGUUCGGUACUUCCAAACCAGUCAAACAAAUUUGUGAAAGACCCUACAAAAAUUAAAACACUUAGUAAUUAUUAUUAAUAUAUAAUGUAAAACCUAAAUAAUGGUUUUAUUAUUCAACAAAUAUAUUUUACAAUAGAAAAACAAAGUUCAACUGUUUCCAAUGAAAGUUUUAAAUUAGACUUUGAUCUUCAUAAUAACACAGUUCAAAUGUCCAAGCGUAUUGUCCAAAAAAAAACAAAUUCAGGUGAUAUUGUAUAAAAUUAAUACAUACUAAUUUUGCCAGUGUAAUUAUUUUAUUUUAAAAUAAUAUAAUUUUAGUUGUUGAACUACGACCUAUUGAUAUAUUGAUAAAACAAUUAUUGGAUACUAUUAAUAAUACCUACCAGCUGAACAAUUUUGAUACUAUAAAAAAUUGGAGUAUCCCCGAAAAACUGAGCAAUUGUAAUAACGAGGCACAUAUUUUUAAUCAUUUAACGUUAGUAUCUUUAUUAUUAUUAUCUACUACAAUUAAAAAUAAAGACAUUAUUUGUCUUUAUCAUUUAAUAAUUAAUAAUUACUAAUUUUUAAUAUUAUUUAUGAACUUAUAUUUUUAUACAUUUUAGAAAUAUAUUUGAAGAUCAUAAAUUAAACUUUGUCAAACAAAUAUUGGAUAAAAAUGGCCUCUCUAAGAAUUGGGUGGAUACCUUAUUAGCUCUCUCUGAUUUAAUUAUUAAGGAACUGAAACCAGGUUUAUCUACAAAUUCAGGAAAUAUGAGUAUUUGCCAGUAUGUAAUAUUUUUAAUGUACAUUAUUAUUAGAAAUUGAAAACUUUAAAAAGUUUAAAUUGAUUAAUUUCAUAACAAAAAAAUGAAAAUAAAAAUCUACUGGAGCAAAAUUGAAUUAAAAUGCCAUAAUUAUUUUAUUUAAUAAUUAAUUUAGUUUUGAAUGUUGACUUGCCUAAAAAAUGUCUGACUGUUUGUAAUUUCUGAGUAGUUUUAGUAAUUAACUUCUGCCUUUAUCAAUCAUUCAUUAUCAUAAUCCCUUGUAGCCACAAAAGGUAAAAUUAAAUUCUAUCGUUUUAAAUUGUUUUUACUUUACUAUCUUCAAAACCAUAAUCAAAUUAAUUAUUACUAGGUACCAGAUUUAUAUGUAAUUAAAAUUUAACUAAUUAAAAAUAAUUUUAGAACACUCCAAAACAAAAUAAUUUUUUUCAUACAAAAUGUAUAUAUAAUAAAAAAAAAAAUAAAUACUUAUGUUAAUCAUUUUUUAAUAUCAGACAAUUGUAUUAUAGAUUUUUAAACCUUUCCACAAUUUACUUUUAUAAAUAUUUAAAAAAUUGUAAUGCUUUAUUGACAAUUUUAAGUGCUUUUUUGUGGAUUUUAAGUACAUAAUAUAAAUGUAUUACUUAAUUAUUACAUUUAUAAGAAUUAAAACUCAUAUUUUAUAUAAAAACUAAAAAUUCUUAAAUGAUUUAAUGUUUAAAUAAUUAAAUAAUUUAUUUUUCUACAGAUUAUAUUAAAUUUAUUACUACUUAACUGCAUGUCUGCCUUGUAUUAAAAAAAAAAAAACAUCAUUUUAAUUCCUCAUUUCUAUACAAAAUACAGGAAAUUAUUAAUUUAUUUUAACCAUAAAAUAAUGUGUAGGUAAUCAAUAGUUAUAUUUAAUUUUACUGUUUAAUAUUCAUAUAUAUGUUUAUUUGUACAUUCAAUAAUUAUAUUGCUAAAUAUUUAAAAACUAUAAAUGACAUUGUUGAAAUAUAACUUUCUUUUAUUUUGAUAACAUUUUUUUUUAAAUUUAUUUUAGCUAUUUACAGAUUAAAAAAAUAGAAGGAGGUGACCAGAGUGAUAGUUGUAUUGUUAGUGGUAUUGUAUGUUCAAAAAAUAUUGCAAACAAAAAAAUGGCAUCCAGAAUAUUUAGACCAAAAAUUUUACUCCUUCAGUGUUCCAUCAUUUAUCAACGUGUUGAAGGGAAAUUAUUAUCAUUGGAACCUGUUAUAAUGCAAGUAAGUAAGUUGAUAUUUUUUUUAAUACAUUUUUAUUUUACCUAUGACUGUAUGUAUUAUAGGAGCAAGAUUACUUCAAAAAUAUUGUAAAUCGUAUUGUAUCAAUGAAACCAGAUAUUAUAAUGGUACACAAAUGUGUAUCUAGAAUUGCGCAAGAACUUUUUAAUCAGAACGGUGUUACAUUAGUAUUAAAUGUUAAAGAGUCUGUUUUAGAACGCAUAGCGCGAUGUACAGGUGCUGAAAUAUUACCUUCUGUUGAUGCACAUAUGGGAAAACCAGUACUAGGAACAUGCGAACAGUUUUAUGUAGAAAAUUUUGAAAACAAAGCAUUAAUGUUUUUUGAAGGAUGUCCAGUACCAGAAAAAGGAUGUUCAGUUUUACUUCGAGGGUGUACAAUUAAACAAUUAACAAUAUUAAAAACUAUACUCAGACAAUUAGUAUUAAUGAUUUAUAACUGGAAAUUAGAAAAAUCUUAUAUAAUGGAUCAAUUUGCAUCACCUUUAAUGGAAUUUAACCAUUUAAGUGAUACCUGUUUAGUUAAUGACCAAAGUUUUAAAAUUUUAUCAAAUGAAAAUAUUAUUGACAAUUUAGAGCUGUUUGAAGUGAAUAAUUUAUGUGUUUUAACUGAAAUUGAACAGGACAAUAAAUUUCAAAACCAUUUAAAUUCUACAAUACUCUCAUUAUCACCAGUAGUCAGUGUAUGUGAACAGAAUAAUAAUAAUUAUAAUUAAUUUAAUUUAAAACUUGUAUUAUUUAGUUUUCAGUACCAUUUUUGGAAUCGGAUAUUGGAAAAAAAUGUAAAUUGCGAAAGUAUUUUUCAAAACAUAUUUAUGGAUCACAAAUUCUAAACAAUAUGAAAUCUUCAAUAGACUGCAAUCAAGCAAACGAUUAUUUAAAAACAGAAAUAAAAGUAAUAAAUUAUUAUAGUUAUAUUUUAACAGGGACUUUAACCAUUACAUUAUUAUUAUUAAUGUAUACAUCAUAAAACUGAAUCAUAGAAUUUAAUUUAAAACCAUUUAAUUCUUUUUUAGUUUAAAAGAAAUUUUAUAAUUCAAUAAUUUUGUUAGUUUUUGAUUCUUUUCCAUGUAUCCAUGUCUCCAUGUUCUCCAGUAAUGAUAUAUUGGUUUUUACUAUAAUGUGUGAUUUUUACAUUUUUUCUGUUUUUUUAACAAUUAUUCUACCAAUAUUUUUACUAAAAUCAAAAAAUUAUUUUGUUUAGUGAACGAAUUGAAAAUGUUAUAUUUUAUUAUUAAUAAAUGGAUAAAUUUACAUGUACAUGAAGUUUCAUCCCUCCCUCUCAAUUGGUACAACUGAAAAUGGUGUCUAAACAAUUUAAAACUUCCCUAUUAACUUGCAAAAUCAAUUUAUUUUUAAAUAGGACAACUUCAUGCAGCCCCCUCCACUUUUAUUGAACAGCAUCAGAAUAUCACCAAAUAAUUAUUGAGAGUUAAUUUUUUUUUUCUUUUUUUUUUUUUUGGAAAUUUUUACAAUGCCUAUAAUAAUGAUAAAUAUUUGCUAUAAGUAAAUUGACACAUUAAUAAUAUGAAAUAAUUUUAACUAAAAUAAUAUUCAUACAAGUUUUUUGAUUAUUAAAACAUUUAGAGAAGUAACAAUCAUGUAAUAUAAUUAAUCCCAAAAAUUGAUUUAGUACUGAAAAUUUUCAAAUAAAGAAAGAAGCUUUUCAAAAUUAAAAAUAUCCUAAUAAUAUUAUUAAUCAUAUAUCUACAAAACUGUUUGGCUAAAGUUCUAAAAAUAAAAUUUUUAUUUAAUAUUCUAAAUAAUGUUACUGUAUUUUUGUUCAAAUGUUGACAAAAAUUGUAAUAAUCAUAACAUUUGAAAACAUGUUUAACCAAACUUUGCUCAGAAUUAAGCAAUGAUUUAUCCUUGCAUACAGAUAUACAUUAAAAUGUAGGAUACAUAUUUAUUUAAUAAAUAUGUAUCCUGCCUCCCAACUUCUUACCUACAACAGUGAUACACAUGAUAAUAUCGGUCCUUUUUAUUUUGGGUAUUUGAAAAAAUUAAUUUUACAAAUAUCUUUUUAUACACUUAUAUUUAGAUAAUAUUUGAAUAGGUAAAUAUUUUUUGAUUUAAUAAUUAAUUUAAUGUAUUUUCUUGAUAUAGCUAAAGCCAAAGCAUCCUUUUGUAACAUGUAAAUUAACUGAAGAUAUAAACAGUGAUGAAAUUCAAACUAUGUUGGCUUUGUUUCGAGCUCAAGGUGGUAGAAUACUACCAAAUGAACCAGGAACAUCCAUUAAUCCUCAAAAGAAUACUGAAACAAAAAAAGAGAAACUAAUUGAUAUAUUUGAUCCUGUCAAUCAUCAAAGAUUGCAGGUGAUGUUUUAUAGUUUUUGUCCUGAAUCAAAUAAUGCACCAUCAUUUUGUGUUGAGCCAAGGUUUGUAAUAUUUAAUAUAAUCCCAUAUAUAGUAAUAUGAAUAGAAUUUCAUUUCAUAGUUUUAUUUUAGAUUGAUAUUUAUGGAGUUCUAUGGCAGUAAUGAUAUAUGCUUGGGUAAAUUCUUAGAAAGAUAUUGUUUUCGUGAAACAUAUGAAUGUCAAUCUAAUUUGUGCGAUAGCCCAAUGAAUAAACAUGAACGACGGUUCAUACAUGAAAAAGGUUGUGUUAGACUUUUGCUGUCCACAAUUAGUGGUCCUUUUAUCGAUCAUCCAUAUAAUGAAAAUUUAAUUUAUACUUGGUCAUAUUGUAAAAAAUGUUCAGUAGUAAGUUUAAUUCAUUAUUGAAAUUAAUUUUUUAAUUAGAGCUUGCUUGUAUUUGGUUACACUAGAAUUGAUUGAAGUAAACAAAAGAAAAAAUUAAAUUAAAAAUAUCAAUUUAACCCAAUAGUAAAAUUUACUUUAUUAAAAUGUUGAAAAUAGUUCCUGAAUUUAUGGCAUAGUCACAGAAUAAUAAAACAUCAUAUUUAAAAUUCACAUACUGACUGAAGAAUAGAUUGUAAUGUCACAUAUUCAAGAGGGUGUUCUUUAAUUUUCAAUAUUAAAAUAUUUUUGUUGUCAUCCUCUAUAUACGUAUGUAUAUGUAUAGAAAUAAACUACAAACAAUUUUAGGUGAAUCAGAUAAAUUUAAGCUGUGUCAAAUUGAACUUUAAGUUUAAAUUUGAUACAUUUUUCAUUAUUUAUGAAUAUUUAACAUUUCCAUAAAUAUUUUAUUAAUUGUCUAACAAUAUUGACAUUUUUAUCUCAAAUAUUUUAAAGUGAAUAAAUUUCCUGUAACUUUCAUAGAAAUAAUUUUUUUUUAUAACUCAUACCAUUUAUAAAGUACAUUGACUUGAUUCUAUAAAAUCACAAUUUUUGUAUUUUUUCAUAGGUAGGUAUAAUAAAUAAUCAUAUUGAUUAAUUAUGAUUAUAAUGUUACAUAAAUCUAUUUAAAGUUAUAUUUGUUUCUUAUGAAAAACAUUUUUAUCAUUAAAAAAAAAAUAAUGUUAUAGUGUACUUUUUUUACAAUCUGAAUAAAUUUUCUGAUGUUCUUGCACAAAUUUUAAUAUAAAUUAUUUUUGAUCUUAGUUUAAUGUUAAUAUUGCAUUGUAUUAUUUUAUCAGUUUAAUUGCUUUUUUUGCAAUAUCAUUUACUAUUUUUAAUGAAUUAAUAAUUUAUUUACCAUUAAUAAAGCUUGCAUUAGAUUCCCAGGAUGUUGGAUAAUUUUUUAUGAAUUUGUUAUCAAUAUUAAAUCAAGAAAAAAAAAAUUUAAGCUACCUUAUGAAAUCAAUGCAUCAAUAUUUGUUUCUGUAAAAAGUAAAAUGAAUUGUUUAUAUUUCAUUUUAUAAAUUAUUUCAUUUUUUUAUUCAUUUUAAAUAUAUCAUAUAAAUUAUGGUUUAUUCCUUACUUAGAAAUUGAUUAUCUAUUUGGUUGGGUUGAAUCAUUAGUCAUUUUAUCAGGUUUUUUAUUGCCUUUUUUUUUUAAAGACUUUUACCAUCUGAUGCUUUACUUCUAGUGGUAUAGAAUUAUCAAAAAAGAUAGUGCUGCAGUUUGUUCAUUUAAAUACCAUAAAUGAUUAGUUAAUUUUUGAAUUGAUAUUCUAGAUAUCUCUAUUGAAUUCCUCAUAUAAUUUUAAAUCUUUUAGAAAUUGUAUGUCUUGAUUUGGAGAUUUAUUCGACAGUGGGCAAUUAAACCAAGCUUCAACAUAAAAUUUUGUUAAAUUAAAACCGCACAAAUCUAUUUUUUUGCUGUUUUUAUAAAAUCAUUAAUAUUGUAUUGACUUCUAUACAAAAAUAUUUUUAAGCAAUAAAUUGCUCUUGCCAUCCACUAUGCUUGAUGCAUGACUCCAAGAGGGUGAAUUUUAAUUUUAUAUUCCGAAUCACCACCAAUAAAACUAAGUAUAAAUUCUAAAAAUUCAGGAUAAUCUCCACGAGAAUGUUUAAUUUCUAAUUUACUUUGAACAAAGUUUCGAAUAUCUUCCUUAACAUUUUCUAAAACAGCACCACAUGCACCAUCUUCAAUUCCAAUAUUAUAUUUAUAUAUAUCUAAUUAAUGCCAUUUUUUUAGAAAAUUUUAAAUAAUGCAAUGGCUGGGAUCAAUAUAACUUGUUUUAUUUUAAUUUCAAAAAGAGAUCUUAAAAUCAGCUAAUAAAUAUGAUACUUACAAGGAAGAUAAAAUAGAUCUUUACCUAAUUUUUGUUCUAUUAAAAUACAUGCUCCAUUUAAGCAGUCUAUAUUGAACACAGUUGUAUCACAACACAAUGCUUGAACAAUAAUAAAUAAUCCCCAUUUUUUUAAUACAUUACUCACAGCUGCAGCCUAUUUUUCGAUUGUUGAUCACUCAAGUUGUGGAAUGUUUAUAAUUUUUACUAUUUUAAUAUCUAUAUUUUGACUUUCCAUCAAGUUAAGGCAGUGUUACCACUGGGUGACUCCUCUCUUCAUUUCAUCAUGUUUUUUAUUUACUCAUUUAUCACAUAUUCUUAUUGUUCCUAGGAACAGAUUGUAUAUUCUUCGUAUAUAAAAUAAAAAAAAUAUUUUAACUUGUCAUCGCAAUUGGAAGUUGUUCAACAGUUGUAUUUUUAAUUUAAGUGUCUGGUAAUAAAUAUAUUUGUAUUAUGAUUAUUAUAAUUGAUAGAAAAAGUUCUAUGGAAAUUAUAUAAAAUUAUUUUAGCCAAUAUAUUAUUUAUUAUUAAUACCUAUCUAAUGCAGAUGAGUAUGAGAUAUGAAAAAAAUUAAUUUCUAUAAAAGUUCUAGGAAAAUAAUUUACUUUAAAAUAUUUGAGAUAAAAAAUGUUAAUAUUUCUAACAGUUAGUGAAAAAUUUACAGAAAUGAUGAAAAAUGUAUUAAAUACAAACUUUAAGUUGAAUUUGGCAUGGGGUUAACCCAUUUAUUUGUUUCACCUAAAAUUGUUUGUAGUUCAUUUUUAUACAUAUACACACCCAUAUAGAUGGUAAGACAAAACAUAUGAUAUUUUUUAUUCAUCAUAUAUAGUUAAGGAACACCCUAGUACUCACAUUUUUAAUUUUAUUAUUAUUUAAUAAUUGGAUUUUAUGUUUAUUAACUUUUUAUAUUUUAUAUAUGCAAUAAUAAUACUCAAAAUAUAAUUGAAGUAAUACAAUUAUGAAAACCUGCUUGUAAAAUCAAAAAGUUACUUCCUUAAAGCACCUAAGAAAUGUUUUUUAGAUAAUCCUGAUUUAUAUCACAUCAUUAGUAAAUAUUUAUUGUUUUUCCAUUUUUCCCAUUUAUUAAUCCAUUGGAAAAAUCAAAAAAUUACAUCUUUUAUGAACCAAUUAUAUCCAAAAUAACACAAAAAAUGGUUAUGUGUCAUUUUAGAUUGGAGUAAGAUUUCUGGUAGAAAAUUGCUCAGACACAAAAAAAAAACAAUCAAACCAAUAGUUUAAACUUGCUUUGCUCUAAAUCUAAAGUAUAAAUAGUAUAAAUAUGAAAUAUCAACACAAUUUCAAAAAGUUGCUCUCAAAAUGAUAAGAUUUUGACUUCAAAUUGUAUAAAAUAGAUUUAAAAUUAUAUUUAGUAAUAAAUUAGAGCAACAUAAGAAAUUUUGCAAAUGCAGCAGCAUCCUGGUUGUAAUUGUAAUAACUUUUUUUUUAGAUGACACCAAUAGUACCAAUCUCUAAUGAUACUUGGUCAUUUUCGUUUGCCAAAUACCUAGAAUUAAAAUUUCAUUCUCUGCAGUGUCUGUGUCGUGCAUUGCCCAAUUGCAAGCAUUGUUUAAAUAAAGAAUUUAUACAAUUUUUUGUCUUCAACAAAACAAUAGCAUCUUUUGAGUAUGUUUAAGUUAUUUUUACUGAUUUAAAUUAAUUAAAUGAUUUUAAAUUUUAUUAUUAUUAUUGUUAUAGAUACUUAAACAUUGGAAUUUGGGAAAUUAGAUUGCCUAGUUUAAAACUGAAAAUAGUACCUCUUAAAGUAAACCAAUAUUGUUCUGAUAUAUUGGAAGAAGUGAAGCAGUGGGCAUUAAUGGGCCAUGAAAUAUUCAACACAGUAAUGACAAAAAUUUGUUCUUUGGCCAAUGAAUCUAAUGGUAAAAUAAAAUACUUUUUUAUUACUUUUUUGAAUAAUAAAUACGUUGAUAACAAAUUAUGAUAUUUUCAGUAAAUUUUCUACCAAUACUACAACAAUUACAAAAGGAUCAAGGAUCCAUUAAACAAAAAGUAGAUGAUAUUAUACAAUUUCAAGUUUCUUCCUCAAUAUUAAACGAAAAGGAAACAAAUUAUGGUUAGGUUACCUUUAAUAAGUUUGCAUUUAUAGUGUACAUUAAAUUCUUUUAAUUUUGUUAUCAGAAAUGGUAUUUAAUACAAUUUGGAAGUUGGAUGAUCUGUUGGUUUUAUUAAGGAGAGCUAUAAACCAAGCUAUCAUUAACUGGAACUCCAGAUUAUUAAAAAUAGAAGUAGCUUUAAAAAAAGAUGAUAAAUCUCAGAAAAAAAGUGAAUUUAAAUUGAAUACUAUGUCUGAGGUUUUAGAGGAGAUUAUGAACUUUGAAACAAAUUCAGAUCAUUAUAUGGAAGGAAACAACAUUACAAGUGUUCUGAGUCAAAAUUCAUUAACUUCUGAAUCAGAAGAAGCUUUUGAACAUGAUUUUGAAAAUCUAAAUGAUUCAGAUAUGUCUUUCAGUGGAAAAUGUAAAUUAUUUGUUCCACAUACAAGAGCUGAUAUGACAACAGCCAGUGAAAGUUAUGCACUCAAUGAUUGUCAGUACAAUUUUGGUAUAAAAUUUAAUUGUUAACAAAAAUAAUAUAUUUCUUUUUUUUUUUUUUUUAGGUGACAAUAAUUUAUCAAAUGAACCCAAGUCCCAAAUUACCUUACCACAAACAGAUAAAAAAAGUGUCAAAACAAUUCUAUCACAAUUAUUACCAUCAUCCACACUACCUACAAUUAUCCCGGUAAAGAAAUGUUGGAAAUGCAUAGUAGAAAACACAAUAUAAAUUAUUUAUAAUUAUUUUGUUUUUAUAGAAUCCGAUUGAAAUUACAGAACAUCAUGUUUUAAAUAUACAUUGCCAUAUACCUAUAUCAAUUUAUGAAAAAGAACCCAGUUCCAUUAUUGCAUUCACAUUAAGUACAUCUUUUUACCAAAACAAAAUUUCAAACACUGAUCCAAUGUGAAUUAAAAUAAUUUAAUAUUAAAUUUAUACACAUUAAAUAUGUAUUAUUUUUAAUCAUAAAUAUUGUCUAAACAUUUUAAUAGAUCUAUUAUUGAACAUGCUGAACAAGAAGAAGAUCCUAAAGAAACUGACAAAAAAUCAAAACAACAUAUAAAUGUAAGUAUUAUUUUGUUGAAUUAAUACUUGAUUUUAAAUAUAUAAUUAAUUUAUAAUUUGUUUACAGAUUACUUUCUCAGAUUCUACUACUAAUUUUUAUGUAAAAGUUUAUUUUGCCAAACAAUUUGUAAAACUAAGAGAGGCAUUCUUUGUAUCAAGAGAAGAAAUGUAUAUACGGUCCUUGCAAAGGUGUAUAUCAUGGUCAGCUCGAGGAGGAAAAUCUGGUUCAAAUUUUUGUAAAACAAGAGGUAAUUUAAAACUUUGAAUAUUUUAUGUGAUUAUUUUAAUUAAUUUUUAUUAAUUUACUUAAUAAUUAUUUAAUAUUAUUAUUAGAUGAUAGGUUUAUAUUGAAGGAAAUGUCUCGGUUAGAGAUAAUGUCAUUUUUGGAGUUUGCCCCUCAGUAUUUUGCAUACAUGCACUCUCGUCAAACAAAUAAGCGACCUACUUUAAUGUGUAAAAUUAUUGGUGUUUAUAAAAUAAAGUAUCGCAAUACUAUCAAGGGAUCAUCAUCAUUUAAUUCCAACUUAUUAGUAAUGGAGAAUCUAUUUUACAAUAAAACUAUUUCUCGUAUAUUUGAUCUAAAAGGAUCAGUGAGAAAUAGAUUAGUUGAUCCAAACUCACAAGAUGGAGAAAUAGUAUUAUUGGAUGAGAAUCUUAUAAAAAGUAAGUUAUUAUACUAAUGUAUAUUAUAUUAUUAUAUAUUAAUAUUGUUUUACAACUAGUUUAAUAAUUAGGAUUGAAAUGUUUAUAUACUAAUAAAUUAGUAAAUACGAGGGUUGUCCCAAAAGUAAUGCACAGCGCGCUCUAGCUGUCUUGCAAUGUGAUAUUAUCAGCUGAUUUUAGUAUCAGUUUGUAGCUUGAAGUCUAACGAACACGUGCGUUUUCAGUUUUAGUUGUUUUAGUAAAGAAUGAUGAUGUGUGAGAGCGAUAACGAAAGUGUGAAUAAUUCGUCGGCUCACAUUUCUGUUUUUGAGCAACGCGCAUACAUUAAAAUCGAAACGAUUCGUGGUAAAACAGUGCCUGAAAUUCAUGCCGCGUUAAAUGAAGUGUGUGGAAUGGAUACUGUGGAUCGUAGUACGGUGCAAAGAUGGCAUCAGCGAUUCCGUGAUGGUCGUAUAAGUNUACGAUAAACUUGGGAUAAUUGUCACUGAUCGAGUUCCAAUUGGCAGUAGUGUAACCGGGGAUUACUACAAAACAUUCCUUGCCAAAAAAUUGCGACUAGAAAUCCAUAAAAAGCGACCAGGAAUGUUACAAAAUGGUGUGUCCAUAUUGCACAAUAAUGCGCGGCCGCAUAUCGGAGCACCAGUCGUCGCUCUUUUGGAGAAAUAUGGAUGGGAACGCCUCAAACACCCACCGUAUUCGCCGGAUUUAAGUCCCCCGGACUUUGAUUUAUUUCCAAAACUGAAGGAACCACUUAGAGGGAUCCGUUUUCCCAACUUAGAUAUACUAAAUGAAGAAGUGAGCCGAAGGAUCCGUGAACUCAACAAAGAUGGCGUCCUAUGCGGCAUUCAAGCGCUCCCGAAACGAUGGCAAUCGUGUAUAGACAAGCAGGGAGAUUAUAUCGAAGGUCUAUAAUAUUGUAUUUAGUUUAAAAUAAAAACUUAUUUAUUCAGAGCAAAUUGUGGGACAACCCUCAUAUGUAUGCAAUUGUUCACUAAAACAUAUCUUAAAAAUAGGCAAAUCAUGCAUUAAAAAUAAUACAAAUAUUUAGACACAAAAUAUAUAACAUCAAAUAAAUAUAGAAACUAAUUUACCUAUUUUUAAAUAGUAUUAUUUAAUUAUUAUCUUCAAAAUUUGAAAAUAUGAAAAAAUAAAAGUUAAAUGUUUAUAAUUCAGACACUAUAAAACAAAUUUUUAUUUAAGAAUCCAUUCAAUAGGAUAGUUAAAAAAAAUGUACAAAAACAUAAACAUCUCCAUCCUAUUAAUAAUUGUGAUUUUUAUUUUAGUGUCAUGUGAAUAUCCAUUGUAUGUUCACUCUCAUUCAAAAAUAAUUUUAAACCAAGCUAUCAACGAAGACACAGAGUUUCUUAGCUCGCAAUUUAUUAUGGAUUAUUCUCUUUUAGUUGGUUUAGAUGAAGAUUCCAAUGAAUUUGUUUUAGGAAUCAUUGGUAAUGUAUAAUUUAAUUUAUUCACAUUGUAGUCAGGCUUAUUGGAAUGAUUAUUAUAUAAUUUUGUACCAAUAAUAAGUUAACAUUUUUAACCUGUACAUUUUUUACAGACUACAUUCGUACUUUUACUUGGGACAAGAAAAUAGAAACAAUAGUGAAAAAAUCAGGACUUCUUGGUGGUCAAGGUAAAUUGCCAACAAUUAUUUCCCCUGAAGAGUACAAAAGUCGAUUUGUUACUGCGAUGAAUCUAUACUUUUUAUCAGUGCCUAAUAGAUGGACAGGCAUGGCUAAAGAUUUUGAACAUCAAUUUUAG
Cinara cedri is the source of this 17958-nucleotide messenger RNA. Lineage: Eukaryota; Metazoa; Arthropoda; Insecta; Hemiptera; Aphididae. The record is from the annotation of a GenBank genome assembly.